AUGGCAGACCAAGCCGAGAGCCUCAUUGAAGUGCCGCGCGAGUUUGUCAAGGAAGGCGUCCAGUUUAUGCACAAGUGCCAGAAGCCCGACAAGAAGGAGUUUCUCAAGAUCUCGCAGGCCAUUGCCAUUGGCUUUCUCACCAUGGGCACCGUCGGCUACAUCGUCAAGCUGAUCCACAUCCCCAUCAACAACAUCCUAGUCGGAGCCGCCUAG
Hirsutella rhossiliensis is the source of this 213-nucleotide messenger RNA. RefSeq names its product secE/Sec61-gamma subunits of protein translocation complex domain-containing protein. Gene Ontology annotation, cellular component: membrane; Ssh1 translocon complex. Gene Ontology annotation, biological process: protein targeting; post-translational protein targeting to membrane, translocation. Bases 1 to 213 code for a protein of 70 amino acids. The record is from RefSeq and is a predicted model, not a curated record. NCBI's taxonomy places the organism in Eukaryota, Fungi, Ascomycota, Sordariomycetes, Hypocreales, Ophiocordycipitaceae. Gene Ontology annotation, molecular function: transmembrane protein transporter activity. The transcript is spliced from 3 exons.